AUGAUUUCAAGCUUCACAACUAAAUCCUUAAAGGAAGAAGUUGGCUCUGGCUCUGGAUGGAGUUGGAUUAGUGAACCCGUUGGCAUUUCAAAGGAUGAUUCAUUCUCCAAAUUUGGAUUACUGGAGCAAAUAAAUACAACCACUGAUAAAAGUGAUUAUUUGUGGUACUCGUUAAGUAUUGGUAUUGAAGAUGAUGCUGGUUCUCAAACUGUCCUUCACAUUGAGUCCCUUGGUCAUGACUCUACAUGCUUUUAUUUCACUACAUCUAACAAAGCUAAGGUUGCAGUAGACAUCCCCAUCAAACUAGUGACUGGGAAGAACAUAAUUGAUCUCCUGAGCUUAACAAUGGGACUUCAGAACUAUGAAGCUUUUUUUGACACAUGGGGUGUUGGGAUCACUGGUCCAAUGAUAUUGAAAGGUUUGAAGAAUGGAAGCACAAUUGAUCUCUCCUUCCAACAGUGGACAUAUCAAACAUUGAAAAGUGUGGAUCCUAAAAGAGUAGGUUAUACUAUAUUUCCUUCUAAAAGCUAUGAUAAGAGGAAGCUAGAAAAUUGGAGCAACUUUUCAAUGCACAGAUACAUGUUUGAGAGAAACGAGAAUCUUUAUGCGGCUUUCCAAUAUUUUGAUAAAGGCGGAAACAUGUAUAUCACAAGAGAUGAACUGGAAACAACCAUGAAGGAGAAUGGUAUGGGUGACAAGGCCACAAUCAGGGAAAUUAUAUCUAAAGUUGACACUGAUAAGUAA
This is a messenger RNA of Vigna unguiculata (cowpea), 744 nucleotides long. Lineage: Eukaryota; Viridiplantae; Streptophyta; Magnoliopsida; Fabales; Fabaceae. The record is from RefSeq and is a predicted model, not a curated record.